Messenger RNA from Podarcis muralis (Common wall lizard), 2703 nucleotides. It is a transcript of the gene ALDH7A1, whose product is annotated as aldehyde dehydrogenase 7 family member A1. The record is from RefSeq and is a predicted model, not a curated record. NCBI's taxonomy places the organism in Eukaryota, Metazoa, Chordata, Lepidosauria, Squamata, Lacertidae. Gene Ontology annotation, molecular function: aldehyde dehydrogenase (NAD+) activity.
GCGCGCAGAUGGCUCUGGGCGGCGUGAUGCUGCGGACGACGCUCCGCCUCUGCACUCUGUCGCGACGCGUCCGCUCGGCCUCCGCCGCUUCCAGCGCCUCCAUGUCGACGCUGCUGAUCAGCCAAGGCCGCUACUCGUGGCUCCAGGAGCUGGGGCUUCGCGAGGAGAACGAGGGCGUCUACAAUGGCUCCUGGGGAGGCCGAGGAGAGGUCGUGACGACAUACUGCCCUGCAAACAAUCAGCCAAUUGCCAGAGUUCGUCAGGCCAGUAUCGAAGACUAUGAAGAAACACUAAAGAAAGCUAAAGAAGCCUGGAAAGUAUGGGCAGAGGUUCCUGCACCCAAACGAGGAGAAAUUGUGAGACAGAUUGGUGAUGCCCUGAGAAAGAAAAUCAAUGUUUUGGGAAAUCUGGUUUCUUUGGAGAUGGGGAAGAUCUCUGCUGAGAGUGUUGGCGAAGUCCAAGAAUAUGUAGAUGUCUGCGACUAUGCAGUUGGCUUAUCCCGGAUGAUUGGUGGACCUGUCUUGCCUUCGGAAAGGCCUGGGCAUGCCUUAAUAGAACAAUGGAAUCCUUUGGGAUUAGUAGGAAUCAUCACAGCUUUCAACUUUCCUGUAGCAGUUUAUGGCUGGAACAACGCAAUUGCAAUGGUCUGUGGCAACGUUUGCCUCUGGAAAGGUGCUCCCACAACGUCGCUCGUUAGUGUCGCUGUUACAAAAAUAGUUGCCCAGGUUCUGGAGGACAACAAAUUGCCUGGUGCUAUCUGCUCUCUGGUCUGUGGUGGGGCAGAUAUUGGCAAAGCGAUGGCAAAGGAUGAAAGAGUGGAUCUCUUGUCCUUCACUGGCAGCACCAAUGUGGGCAAGCAGGUAGCGAUGGCGGUUCAGGAGAGAUUUGGACGGUCUCUGUUGGAGCUUGGUGGAAACAACGCUAUUAUAGUCUUCGACGAUGCCGACCUUCAGCUGGUCAUUCCGUCGGCCCUCUUUGCGGCUGUGGGGACAGCAGGCCAGAGAUGCACAACUGCCAGAAGGCUGUUUUUGCAUGAAAGCAUCCAUGAUGAAGUGGUGGAGAAACUUGUAAAGGCGUACGCACAAGUCCGUAUUGGAGAUCCUUGGGACGCAAACACCCUCUAUGGCCCUCUGCACACGGAGCAAGCGGUGAAGUUGUAUGUUGAUGCUGUGGCCCAGGCCAAACAGCAAGGCGGCUCUGUGGUCUAUGGUGGGAAGGUUAUAGAUCGUCCCGGAAACUAUGUUGAGCCGACCAUUGUGACUGGCCUUCCACAUAAUGCGCCGAUCGUGCAGACGGAGACGUUUGUCCCUAUUUUGUACGUGAUAAAAUUUAAGACGGAAGAAGAAGCCUUUGCAUGGAAUAACGAAGUAAAACAAGGUCUCUCCAGUAGCAUCUUUACCAAAGAUUUGGGCAGGAUAUUCCGCUGGCUCGGGCCAAAGGGAUCAGACUGUGGCAUUGUAAACGUCAAUAUUCCAACCAGUGGGGCUGAAAUUGGAGGUGCCUUUGGCGGUAAUAAACACACUGGAGGCGGAAGGGAAUCUGGCAGCGAUUCGUGGAAGCAAUAUAUGAGGCGAUCCACUUGCACCAUCAAUUACAGCAAGGAUUUGCCUUUGGCUCAAGGAAUCAAGUUCCAAUAGCAUCCUUGCAAAUGUGCUACCCUGGCUGAACUUUGCGUUGAAGAAUCAAGUCCCUGUUGAUUUGAAAUGUUGGACGUGGCACUCCCUGAAAUCAUGUGGCGUUGAGGAUAUUUGACUGCUCCAGUGUCCCCGGAGACAUACUGAGGGUCCCUCGUGGCCCCUGGCCCCAAAUCCCUUUGCCGCGAUAGCCGUAUCAAAAAGGACUGCAUUUUAUGGAACCCAAGUACUCAAAAGGGUCUGGAGAGGAGGAAGGCUGAAAAAAGCUGUCUUUGUGCUACAGUGUGAGGAGGACGGGAACAUUCUCCUACGUCCAAUCUCUCGGUGCAUCACAACACAAAUAUACAGGCACACCUCGUUUCAUUGUGCUUCAAUUCAUGGCCCUUUGCAUAUAUUUUUCCUGGCCACUUCCAGGGUAAGGAAGCCCCACACCCCACAUGCCGCCCCACUUUUAGCCGCAGAAGUGGAGUUGAAGCUGUUCCCCCCCCCUCCUGCCCCCGCAGCCAGGCGAGCCAGCUUAAUAGACUAUAGUACGGUGCAAACAUCACUUUUAUACGCACUGGGAAACCCCUCCAAAUUGUGUGACUUGCUUCAUAUUGCAAAUUCGGCUCGCCGCAAUAUCUCCGAGGUAUGCCUGUAUAUCAUGCACUCCGUAAUCGUCUGCCUUCAAACCGCCUUGCCAUUGCUCCUACUGCUCAGCUCCCAAUCUUACACAGACGACUGGAAACAGAUUUUGGGGGGUGAUUUUUGCGCCCAGCUCCUCCCCCCCAGGCCAAUUUUGUCGACCGCCAGGUAUGUCCCUGAGAGUCCCUUUCUAGAAAUCCCAAUUAGGCAGAAUAUUUGCACACAUUUUAAUCAUGUAUCUGGGACUCUGACGCUGUACUUGAGUCCCAGCGAAGCACCGGUAUCUUUUUGAAUCUUAGAUCAUGAUCUAUAAAAUCCUACAACGCCGCCUGUGCCUGUUGCAUUGGUCACGCACAACUAAACUGUGCCAAAGUGUAUUGGAAAGGAUUCCUAUAUAGCCGGUUGCAAUGCAGAAAUAAAACUUCUACGUCUCUUGCUAUCCUGA